AAAAACCCCGCAGAAGUAUGAGUGGACAGACGCAGGAGGAGAGGAACGCUGUUGUGCGUAAGAAGAUGCUGGACCUGAAGAAUGUCAAGGUGGGACCAUUGCCGAAGGACUCACCAUGGUUAAGACCGGCGCGCAUAUCAUUCAUGCAAGAUGGCAAAGCGAAGAAUUGGGAUGUCUCGAGGAUACACGACAGUGUUGCAAUUAUUAUUUACAACACCACGAGGAAGAAGCUAGUGUUUGUGAGACAGUUCAGACCAGCUGCUUACUAUGGAAUUCUACCAGAGAGACAUCAGGAUGUUGACACGAAACAGUAUCCCCCAGAGGCUGGGCUGACCCUUGAACUGUGCGCUGGGAUUAUUGAUAAGAAUUUACCAUUAGUUGAAAUUACCAGGGAUGAGUUGAAGGAGGAAGUUGGGUAUGAGGCAUCUGCCUCUGCUUUUGAGAAAAUUCUCACGUACACGUGA
Molecule: messenger RNA, 464 nt
Organism: Diachasma alloeum
Lineage: Eukaryota; Metazoa; Arthropoda; Insecta; Hymenoptera; Braconidae
Product: uridine diphosphate glucose pyrophosphatase-like
Exons: 1
Coding region: 18-464 (148 amino acids)
Biological process (GO): ribose phosphate metabolic process; nucleoside phosphate metabolic process
Molecular function (GO): UDP-sugar diphosphatase activity
Source: RefSeq, a predicted model, not a curated record